Exophiala mesophila is the source of this 1476-nucleotide messenger RNA. RefSeq lists its product as uncharacterized. The transcript has 5 exons. Gene Ontology annotation, molecular function: oxidoreductase activity. The record is from RefSeq and is a predicted model, not a curated record. NCBI's taxonomy places the organism in Eukaryota, Fungi, Ascomycota, Eurotiomycetes, Chaetothyriales, Herpotrichiellaceae. Bases 1 to 1476 code for a protein of 491 amino acids.
AUGGCCAGAUCUCGCGAGGGCUGGCAAUGGUCUCCAAAUGGUACUCUUCAGCAAGGACUUCCUUCAAUAGGGGUCAUCCAGCCGCCUCGCAAUGUGGGCAAAACGAGUGAAGUAUUCGACGUCAUUGUCAUUGGCUCCGGUUAUACUGGUCUGACUGCUGCAAGAGAUGCAACGACCUCAGGCUUGAAGACUCUCCUUCUAGAGGGAAGAGAUCGCAUUGGAGGGCGAACCUGGUCAUCAAACAUUGAUGGCUAUCCGUUUGAAAUGGGUGGCACUUGGGUGCACUGGUUCCAACCACAUGUGUAUCGCGAAUUGUCGAGAUAUGGCAUGAUCGAUCAACUUGUACAUUCCACCGACUAUAGCAAGAAGCACAAUUUCUUUAGCUUCGCAACGAGGUCGGGUCGAAGGGAGAUGAGCCACGAAGAAGAAGAUGAGCUAUUUGCGCGUGCGGUGCAAAAGUUUGUGAAUGUUGACGGCAAUUAUGGCAAGACGGUUAUGCCAUUCCCUUUCAAUGCACACUGGAACAAGGAUGUCUUGCAGUAUGCGAACAUGUCUUUCGCCGACCGGAUCGCUCAGAUUCAACACGAUCUGUCCGAAGAUGAGCAGCACGCAAUUGAGAGUUUCGCCUUACUGUGCAGCGGAGGCACUCGAGACAACUCUGCCUUCCUUGACUUCCUGCGUUGGUGGGCGGCUGGUAAUUAUGAUUAUAAAACCUUGCUUGACACUAUUAUCAUCUUCAAGCUCAAGUGUGGUCAGUCUGGAUUUGCAAUCCGUUUCUUCAAAGAGGCCCUAGAAACGCAGAACUUGGCAUAUGCUUUCAACACGGCAGUGUCUCGUGUUGACGGAACGGGUGAUGUCGUUCGUGUUCUUACCAAGGAAGGGGACGAAUUCCAGGCCAAACGAGUUAUCUGCACGGUUCCUCUAAACGUGCUUAACAAAGUGGACUUCAACCCACCGUUAAACCAGGCCAAGCGAGAAGCUUCCGCUUUGAAGCAUGUCAAUCAGUGCGUCAAGGUUCAUGCAGAAAUCAAGGAUCCAGAAAUGCGAUCAUGGAGUGGUGUCACAUAUCCGAACAACAAACUGGUGAUUGGUCUCGCCGAUGGGACCACUCCAGCAGGAAACACACACUGUGUCUUUUUUGGAUGUGAUGCCAACCAUAUACAUGCCGACGAAAACAUCCAGGAAACGUUGAAAGCUGUCAAGUCCUUCGCGCCUAUGGAUGUCGAAAGAUUGGUCUUCCAUAACUGGUCCAAGGAUGAAUUCGCCGAGGGAGCAUGGGUCUGGUAUCGGCCAGGAAUGGAAGUCAAAUACCUUGAAGGUCUUCGUGAAAGGCAAGGUGCCAUCCUCUUUGCCAACUCGGAUUGGGCUGCAGGAGGAUGGCGUAGUUUCAUUGAUGGAGCUAUUCAAUCAGGGACAGAAGCAGCAUUGACGGUCAAGGAGGAGCUGCUGAGCCGAUCGCCUACAUCUCGCCUUUGA